Molecule: messenger RNA, 2976 nt
Organism: Eriocheir sinensis (Chinese mitten crab)
Lineage: Eukaryota; Metazoa; Arthropoda; Malacostraca; Decapoda; Varunidae
Exons: 4
Coding region: 141-2660 (839 amino acids)
Source: RefSeq, a predicted model, not a curated record
CCCAUGAAGACACUCCUGGCUGAAGGCUGGAAACGGAGAGGAAGAUAAGGACACAAAGGAACGAGGAUCAAAGUGUACAGACCCCAGACCCCAGGAAGCGGUACUAAGCCUCAGAGGUCCAGGGAGGAAGAGCAGGAAGAAUGUUUUGGGCUCGCAGAAAACCUGAGAGAACCAGCCACACCACUCAGCAUGCACAAAGUACAGUUACUGAAUCACAAGAAACAUCAAUAAUAAAUAAAGAUGAAAAGAUAUAUAGAGAAGGCCAUGCUGAUAGCAGUGCAGAAAAAUACAGUGCAGCACUUAACAGACUUGAGAAGAAAGUGCUAUAUAAUAAAGGAAAAUACAAUGGGGCCCUCAGUAAACUAGAGAGGAAAGUCCAACUUCACAAGAUAUUUGAAAAUGGUGUAUCUUCUAGUGCUGAUGCUUCUUCUUUCCCUGACAGAAGUCCUGUGCAUGGACCACGAGGUCCCCCUUCAUUGAAGGCUGUUUCUGUUCUUGAAAAUAUAAAGGAAAGAACAGCCCCAUCAAAAAGUCCGCUGAAUCAGGUUUCCUGUCAUGAACGAGAUCUUCGGUCUGAGACUAAAAGUAUGUGUUUGAAAAUGGGUGUUUCUCAUAGUCCUAAUACCCUUAGUGGUCAAGACUUACUGUCUGUGAACUGUGCAGCUGCUGAAAAGAAUAGAAUACACAGUGAAAGGAAAUCUGUCGAAGGAGAGCCAUGCAGUGAUGCCAGUGGUGUGGGUCAGAAAGAAGUGUGUAGUGAUGAAAGUAGUAAUGAUUCAAACAACCAAAGACUUGAAGAAAGUGUAUUUCUUAGUGAAAGGAUAAACAGUGAUCUUAUUAAAGUAUACCGGUGCACUUUUUGCAGUACAUACUAUUUGCAGUACAAAAGUUAUCAAAAUCACAAGAAAAACUGUUUAACAUGUCCAAAGUGUUACUUGACAUUCUCUUCCAUCAUUGAGUUGUAUAAACAUGUCACAAGCAAAGCACACAAAGAGUACUUCAGUUUUUUAGAGGUGUGUCAGUGGACACAAAGUCAGUUAAGAUUAUACAUAUCCAGGAAUGAAGUUUAUGAAAGUAAUGUUGAGAAGUCAGCAUCACUCGAGUCAGACAAUCAGAAGGAACCAUCUGCAUCAGUGACAGACUCAAGUAUUGGGCAGAGUUUGUCUUCAGGUGAUGAAAAACAAGAUGUUGGCACCAGGUCAUUGCCUAGUGUGUCAGCCUGUCCUGAUCCUGCCACUAGUGUGUCAGCCUGUCCUGAUCCUGCCACUAGUGUGUCAGCCUGUCCUGAUCCUGCCACUAGUGUGUCAGCCUGUCCUGAUCCUGCCACUAGUGUGUCAGCCUGUCCUGAUCCUGCCACUAGUGUGUCAGCCUGUCCUGAUCCUGCCACUAGUGUGUCAGCCUGUCCUGAUCCUGCCACUAGUGUGUCAGCCUGUCCUGAUCCUGCCACUAGUGUGUCAGCCUGUCCUGAUUCUGCCACUUCAACACAGGAGAACAAUGAGUCUCUCAGUGCAUCGCAAAGUAUGGUUGGAAAAAAGAUGCUUUCCAAACACGGAGAAGAAAUUGGUUCACCUGCAUGCAAUAAGGAAACUGGGAAACCCAAGGAAGAAAAUAACAAUGAAACUGUAUGCAUGAAAAAAACAAAAAAUGGGGGUGGUCCAGAUAGGCCCUCAGACAGGAAGACAGUCACUAACACCUCCAGGUCAGUUUCAGAAGAGCCGAGGACUGGUGACACACAACAGAACAAACAUUUUGCCCAAAGUCUUUCACAGAAAGGCAAAAGUAACAAAAAGGUUAAAGAGAAGCAAAGCACCCACAAAAAGGCAUAUCCUGAAAAAAAUCUUAACAGGGAAGCAUCAAAAAGCAAAAAUGUUCUCAGCAAGACUUCACAGAAAAUUGCAAAAGAUUGCAAGUCACCACAGAAUAAAAAAAGCAGGACCACUGAAAAAGCAGCAAGUGGCAGUGAGCCAGAAAACAAUUGGUUAAAAAUUGAACCAUUACCUCGUGACAAGUCAUCAAUGCAAACAGAUAAUGGAAUUGUCACAUCUAAAUCUCAUAUCAAAAAGGAAAAGGAAUCACUAGACAGAAUACCCAAAAAACAACAGAGUAAUAAUAAGAAACUACACAGAAAGCAGAGUAGCAGCCGGCCCCUGGAGAGCAAAAAUGCUUGUAAGGAUUUAUCACAAGGGGCAGAAGGCAGUAAAUCAGGGAAGGCUAGUCCCAGGAAGACCCAAGUUUCCUCUGCUGGGUCAAAACCUUGCCAUCGUACAGAUUCUCGGAUAAACAGUAGCAGUUCUGGUGAAGAAAACAGUAAUUCUAACAAUGCAGUUCCCUCUACCAUUCAAACUAAUCAUAACCAGGAAAGUGGAAAGUCAGAAAAACAAAGAUCAGUGGUCACAAGUGGUCAGACAAAAAAAACUCUUAAAAGAUCACAUUCCUUUGAGGAAUCAGCACCAAAAUCCAGGAAAAUCUUGAUGAAAGUUGUGGGAACGUCAUCAGACUCUGUAUUGAGCUCCAGAAAAAUUGAUGUGAUUCCAGAGGACUGUCCUCUUUGUUCAAACACAAUAGAUUUCAGUGCUUGCGUGUUCAACACAAAGACAAAUCACAUGUCAGUAUGGUGUCAAACUUGCAAGGGUAAUAUUGUUUUCUCACCAAAUGCCUGACUAUCAGUUUGAAGAACUUAUAUCAUAUAGUGUGUGUGUGUCAGCUUGGUAUUGAACUUGUAGCAGUAGUUCAGUAAGUUCACAUUACAUAGUGUAUGUGUAUAUGUGUGUGUGUAUGUGUGUGUAUAAAGGUAUGGAUGAAGAACAUAAAAUGUUAAGGAAUAUAUUCUUUAUAUUUUUUAUACAUCAUUAGUAAAGGGAAAUGCAAUAGUUUAUUCAUUUGUUUUCAUCUUAAACCAACUAUGUUUCUGCCAAAAGGAAGAUAACUGUUUCAUUUAAUAUAAUAUCCAUAGCAAAGAAACCACAUUUUGCAGUA